Octodon degus (degu) is the source of this 1875-nucleotide messenger RNA. RefSeq names its product potassium voltage-gated channel subfamily J member 6 (gene Kcnj6). The transcript is spliced from 3 exons. Gene Ontology annotation, biological process: regulation of monoatomic ion transmembrane transport; potassium ion import across plasma membrane. Gene Ontology annotation, cellular component: plasma membrane. Gene Ontology annotation, molecular function: G-protein activated inward rectifier potassium channel activity. NCBI's taxonomy places the organism in Eukaryota, Metazoa, Chordata, Mammalia, Rodentia, Octodontidae. Bases 22 to 1293 code for a protein of 423 amino acids. The record is from RefSeq and is a predicted model, not a curated record.
UACAAAGAAGAAUCAAGAACAAUGGCCAAGUUGACAGAAUCGAUGACUAAUGUCCUGGAGGGUGACUCCAUGGAUCAGGAUGUGGAGAGUCCCGUGGCCAUUCACCAGCCAAAGUUGCCUAAGCAGGCCAGGGAUGACCUGCCAAGACACAUCAGCCGGGACCGGACCAAAAGGAAAAUCCAGAGGUACGUGAGGAAAGAUGGCAAAUGCAACGUGCACCAUGGCAACGUGCGGGAGACCUACCGCUACCUUACAGACAUCUUUACCACCUUGGUAGACCUCAAGUGGAGGUUCAAUCUGCUCAUCUUUGUCAUGGUUUACACAGUGACAUGGCUCUUUUUCGGAAUGAUCUGGUGGCUAAUUGCCUACAUCCGAGGAGACAUGGACCACAUAGAGGACUCCUCAUGGACUCCCUGUGUCACCAACCUCAACGGGUUUGUCUCUGCUUUUUUAUUUUCCAUAGAGACAGAAACCACCAUUGGUUAUGGCUACCGGGUCAUCACAGAUAAGUGCCCAGAGGGAAUUAUUCUCCUCUUAAUCCAGUCUGUUCUGGGAUCCAUUGUCAAUGCAUUCAUGGUGGGAUGUAUGUUUGUAAAAAUAUCACAACCCAAGAAAAGGGCAGAGACCCUGGUCUUUUCCACGCAUGCAGUGAUCUCUAUGCGGGAUGGGAAACUGUGCCUCAUGUUCCGGGUGGGGGACCUGAGGAAUUCCCACAUCGUGGAGGCCUCCAUCAGAGCCAAGCUGAUCAAAUCCAAACAGACUUCAGAAGGGGAGUUCAUCCCUCUGAACCAGACGGACAUCAAUGUAGGAUACUACACAGGGGAUGACCGUCUGUUUCUGGUGUCACCACUGAUCAUUAGCCAUGAAAUUAACCAACAGAGUCCUUUCUGGGAGAUCUCCAAAGCCCAGCUGCCUAAAGAGGAACUGGAAAUUGUGGUCAUCUUGGAAGGAAUGGUGGAAGCUACAGGGAUGACGUGCCAGGCUCGGAGUUCCUACAUUACCAGUGAGAUCCUCUGGGGGUACCGCUUCACCCCAGUCCUGACGCUGGAGGAUGGCUUCUAUGAGGUCGACUACAACAGCUUCCACGAGACCUAUGAGACCAGCACCCCGUCCCUUAGUGCCAAAGAGCUGGCCGAGCUGGCUAGCCGGGCGGAGCUGCCCCUCAGCUGGUCUGUGUCCAGCAAGCUCAACCAGCAUGCAGAACUGGAGACGGAGGAGGAAGAGAAGAACCCCGAGGAACAAACAGAAAGGAACGGUGAUGUGGCAAACCUGGAGAAUGAAUCCAAAGUGUAGAGCCCUGGCUGGGCGUGCUCUUCUAGCAGCCUCCGCCCCCAACACAGCCUCUCCUCUUCUCAUUCUUUUUUGUUUGUCUCUCAUACUUUGUGUUUUAUUUCCUUAUAUUUGAUUUUUACAUUGUCAGAAAACAAAUCUUCAAGGUGUAAAAUAUCUACCUGCCCCCUCUCAGUUGUGCAGAUUGACAAGGUAGAUGUGGAUUGGGUCAAAAAUGCCAUGUGCCCUCUUUUGUGGCUCAAGCCUGGUCUCCUCCCAAAAUACCAACUUUCACUUCUAGGGAUAGCAACUACUCUUACCUGCAUGUGUUGUAUGAUAUGACACCACCCAAAAGAGGGCACCAAAGCUUUUACCAGUGGUGUGAUACGUAAGGUCUCUGGUGCCUAUUUAUCACAAAGUAAGCAGCAAUGUGACCUCAGUGUUUUAGAUCCCAACACAUUUUGUCAACCCCAGAAUGAGGUACUCCCUGCACAGUGCAGCAGGCUAAGACCCAGGUGAGCCCAAGACAAACCACUGUACAUAGAUAUGCCUUAUGUGAUUAUUUUCUUUUGGCAAUUAGAAAUAAAACCCAGCAUGUACAAAAGU